UUUGGACUUAAGCAAUGAGGUUUUAUUGUUGUAAAAAAUCAACUGAAUCUGAAGUGGUCAUAUGACAUGUUGGACUUUUGUUUAAAUAUAAGAUAAUGUUUAUUGUAUCUAUUUUAUAUUUAUUGUAACUAAGUAUGAGCUCUCAAACUCCAAAUCGUCCGUACAUCGUGUGGGCGUCGUGGGUGCUUUGGUCCAUAUCAAUAUUUUUUAUAAUAUGGUCGCUGCUCUUAUUUUUCUAUAUCAGUGACAUGUUAGUUUUAACAGGCACUGACUUAGUGAACGCCGUGGUUCUACUCUCGGGUAUACUUAUGGUACCUACGAAUGUCUAUAUCGUCUAUUCUAUAGCGACUGGCCAAAAAAUUGUGUUUGCGGGGAAAGUUAUAUGUUGUCGUUUAUGGACAUGUAUUGUGUGGAUCAUUAUUAUAAAUCUCAUUGGAGUCGUUUUAUGUAUCCGGAGAAUUUACGUCUGUCAACUCAUUAUCCACAACAGCCUUUACACCAGUAUGCAGAAUUAUAAAACAGUGCCAAAAUGCAAACACUUCAUUGACCAUAUCCAAUGGGGGUUAGGUUGUUGUGGACUCAAUUCUUAUACUGAUUGGUUUACUCAUGAAUGGCACGACAGAGACCGUGACUUUGAGUGGAGUUCUGUAAGCGAGAGUAGUGAAACGAUUACAUCACGUAGAGAGAUUGACAGUGUGCCAUAUAGCUGUUGUAAGAGCGGAUCCUGUGUUUCAAAUUACUUGAAAGAGCUCGGGACUUAUUCGAUAAAUACUAAUGGGUGUGCAUAUUCCGUGUACCGUAUUGUUCUAAUAUCCUUGAACGCACACCUUAUUUUGUUCGUCACUGUCGUUGUUCUAGAAGCGUUUCUGUUGAGGAUUUUAAUGUUAGAGAAGAAUGAGCCAGACGAUACCAGAGACGCCUCGAGAGGAAAUAUAAACAAUAUCAUGAAUGUUAAUGAUAACUUUGAAAUAUCAAGCGGGUCCUACCAAUUGUAUGAAGAUGACAGCGAUGAGUUGGAAACUUCAAGACAGAACAAAAGUAUAAGGGAAAAUUAAUGGGUCUUUUUUUUAUACUUUUACUAAAUGUAUAAUUACUUAAUGUCUUAUAUGAUUAUAUGCAUUCAAUGUAAAUGUAACAAGCUUAUUAAAAGAAACUUUAAUUUUUUGUAAAAAUGA
Messenger RNA from Danaus plexippus (monarch butterfly), 1175 nucleotides. Its product is annotated as peripherin-2-like. Gene Ontology annotation, cellular component: membrane. Bases 135 to 1055 code for a protein of 306 amino acids. The transcript is spliced from 6 exons. The record is from RefSeq and is a predicted model, not a curated record. Lineage: Eukaryota; Metazoa; Arthropoda; Insecta; Lepidoptera; Nymphalidae.